AUGGUUAUCGAAUCGAACUUCCAUUCAACUUCUCGGAAGACGGAUCUGCAACAGCCCGCUUUGAUCUCGAGCCCUGAGACUGACACCGCAGACCUGCAGAAAUUCACAGCGUCAGUACCACUCUCGUCUGAGCAACACGAUUGCUUGAGAUCACUCUCUUUUCCGGAGCAAGAACAUCGGUUCCAUGAUAUUCAUACCGCCGUAGGUACCUGUGAAUGGCUUUUUGAACAUACAGGCUACCAAGUCUGGAUGGAAGGAGAUUUGGGACUCUUUUGGAUCAAGGGAGACCCUGGAGCAGGCAAGUCUGUGCUAAUGAAGCAUUGCGUUAACAGAAUGCGUGAGCGCAGUCCAGACAACCUUGUUGUUUCUUUCUUCUUCCAUGGCCAAGGGAAGCCCUUGCAGAGGUCAUUAUUGGGGUUAUUCCGCGCGCUGUUAAGCUCAAUGCUCGAACACUUCCCAGAACAUCUGGCUCAGCUAGCUGCGAAGUGUACAGAGAAAGAGAAACGUUACGGCAGAGACGCAUGGGAAUGGACUGAGAACGAACUCAAAGAAGCCUUGUACAAUUUACUAUCAGAGGCUACUCACCAUCAACGUCUUAUCAUCUUUAUCGACGCACUUGACGAAUGCGGGGAAGAUCCCGCAAAGAGUUUGUUAGCAUAUUUCAAAGGUCUUACCUACCAGGCAAAAAGGAAGCAUGCGAAAUUCAGAGUAUGUCUGUCCUCAAGACACUACCCGAUCCUUGCGCUUGAUACCAUACCCUCGGUACAAGUGGAGAAGACGAAUUGUCAGGAUAUACGAUGGUAUGUCUGGGAGCGAUUGAAAGACAUCACGCCAGUGGCAAAGCGUGAGCAGAUCCAAGCUGAGAUUCUAUCCAAAUCCAAUGGUGGAUUCCAAUGGGUGUUUCUUGUGACUAAAGGAAUAAAUGACAAAACUUUAACUGGCACUAAAGAAGAGAAGCUUCUCGAAGAAAUCGCCAACUGCCCGGAAACACUGAGCGAAAUGUACGAAACGAUUCUCAGCGGGGUUCCAGCAGCGAAACAGCAUCAAACGGCAAAGAUCUUCCAAUGGGUACUCUUCGCAGAAAGACCUUUGUCUGCCCAAGAGCUUCGGAAUGCGCUUGCUGCCGAUAAAGACAUGAGUUAUAGGACGGUCCGCGACCUCCGAACCCAUGAAGGUUGGUCCGACACUGUGGUCGAUUUCGAGAGAUACGUGAAGUACAUCUCUAGAGGUCUUAUCUGCUUCCAAAGCCGCGAAUUAUGGGAGCAAUAUGAAAUCAACGCACCAGACUCAGACCGAGAGACUCAACUUAUUCAUCAAUCAGUGGCGGAUUUCCUAACAGAGAAGUCUUGUCUUCGGUACAUGAUUUUGGAAGAUAUACUGGAAGAUGCUACUCUUCCAAAAGGUACCAUCUCCUCGAAGUACCUGUUAGCGCCAUACGCCGUACGGUUCUUGUUUACGCACAUCAAGAAAGUUGAACAGGAAGGAAUUCCUCAAUAUGACUUACUUUCUGCAAUGCAAUGGAAGUCGAACUCUGAGGCUAUGCGCAAGCUUGCCACCCUAUGGAGAACUCGCGACCCGAAUAGCGUACACAUGCCUCUCGGGUGGCCAUUUAUCCAAGCGACAGCUUUACAUGUCUCAGUGGCCUUUGGGUCCAUAAGUGCGGUCAAUAUGAUACUAGAGUCGGGUUUCAAGGGGUUUGAAAAAAGAGACGCUGACGGAAAUACACCACUGAUGCUCGCCACGAGAGAUGGCCACCAGGAUAUGGCUUUGACGUUGCUAGAUCGAAUAGUCGACUGCGAAAGCCAUCGUGAACAUCAUGAUCCUGAUGAAGAGUGUGGGGUCACGCCUCUCUCAGUGGCACUCGAUACAGUCAUCAACACGCAGAACAACGGCGAUGAAACAGCACUCGAUUUUGCUCUGGAGCACAACAUGGGUGGGGUUGUCCUCAAACUCAUCGAAGCAGGCGUCAAUCUCAAAUACUUAGGGAGAGAGGCCGCAUUGUUGGCUCAUGCUAUCAGCAACAGAAACACGAAUCUUCUCUCGACACUGAUUGAAAAGAAACUGAAUCUUGAUGGUGCCGUCUUCUUCGCACUCAAAGACCAGCUGCCUCGGCGUGACCUUGUUUUGGAAGGCAUGAUCUUUCAGUUACUCAGCGCCGGGGCCAACACAGCUAGAUCUUUAGAAUUAAACGCUGUGUCUGAAAUCGAAGACUACGAAGAAGGCAUUGACGAUGAAGAAAAUGGCGAAUAUGAUACCGAUGCACUUGCAUUGGCUUCUAGGAGAGGUCUUACUAACGUGGUCGAGAUGCUUUUGCAACAUGGUGCACCGGCAGCCUUACAGAAUGCUCUUGGGGAAUGUCCUCUAUUGAUCGCAGUAUUAUACCGUCACAAAGAGGUUAUCAAAAAGUUGCUCUCGAGAGCGCCAUCAUCAGUAGAAAUACAAGACCAAUAUGGCGAUACAGCCUGGAGCCUAGUUGUCAGACUGUGA
Molecule: messenger RNA, 2487 nt
Organism: Bipolaris zeicola 26-R-13
Lineage: Eukaryota; Fungi; Ascomycota; Dothideomycetes; Pleosporales; Pleosporaceae
Exons: 4
Coding region: 1-2487 (828 amino acids)
Molecular function (GO): protein binding
Source: RefSeq, a predicted model, not a curated record